Messenger RNA from Rhizophagus irregularis DAOM 181602=DAOM 197198, 1705 nucleotides. RefSeq lists its product as uncharacterized. The record is from RefSeq and is a predicted model, not a curated record. Gene Ontology annotation, molecular function: UDP-glycosyltransferase activity. NCBI's taxonomy places the organism in Eukaryota, Fungi, Glomeromycota, Glomeromycetes, Glomerales, Glomeraceae.
GAAAAUGAAUAAAAAAAUUUUUACUUUCUUAUUAUCGUUAUUCUUAUUAAAUCUUAUCUUACAUAUCAAUGUUAUUAUAGCGACACGAAAUUAUAUUCCUACAAAUUUAGAUAUAAAUCUCUCACCUAAAAAUAUUUUGGUAGGCUCUUAUACUGGUGGGAGAAGUCAUCUUAAACCAAUGUUAGAUAUUGCUGCUGUAUUAAUUGAAAGAGGUCACAAUGUAAUAAUGUUAUCAUCAGGAAAUUAUACGCCAGCGUCAGAAUAUCCAACCAUUAAACAGAUUUCAUUGGGACCCCCAUUGACCGUUAAAAAUACAGGAGAUUCUGCACGACUUAUACAAGCAGAAUUUGAUUAUAUAUUGAUAUCAAAAAUAUUUGAAUCAACCGUAAAAUCAUACAAGAGCACAUUCGAAAUAUAUAAAGAUACUGCAAUUGAUAAUAAUAUUGAUUUAUUUAUUUGUUAUACUAUGUUUAAUGAUGCUUGUUUAGAUGUCGCUCAUUCUUUAAAGAAGCCUGUUGUUGGAUUCAUGUCUUUUCUUUAUGUAACAGACGCUCAAACGUAUAAAUCUGAUCCAAUGUUCCAUUGUAAUAUUUCAUUGGAAAAUGAAUCAUUUUUGGAAAGAUUUAAGUGUACAAUAAUACGACCUCUUCAUAUUAUUAGUUUAUUAUAUACUCCUUUAAAUCAAAUAAAUGAUUUAAGAAAUCAAAUGAGUAUUGAACCCGUUUAUAUGUCUUUUAGAAGAUUACUUCGAACUUCUCUAGUUUUUAUUGAUACUUUCUUUGGUCUUGAGUUACCGCAAACUUUACCAUCAAAUGUUCAGGAAAUUGGACCAAUAAUAUCAAAAGAUUAUCCUCCACUUACACCUGAACUCUCGAAUUUUAUAAAUGGACAUGAUCGAGUUUUAUAUAUAGCUUUUGGUGGUCGUUUCUUCACAACCACUGAGAAUAAUAACAAAAUUUUACAAUCCAUUAUUGAAAUCGUUAAUAAGAAUAUGAUUGAUGGUGUAAUUUGGUCAUUAGUUAUGACAUCAAAGAAUGAUUUCUCUCCUACAUUAAAUUUAACUAAUGGUUUGCAAGUUCAAACAUCUUCAAUUCUAAAUAACGAACAUCCAAAUAUACGUAUUACAAAUUUUGUACCACAAUUUGCUGUACUUAAUCAUACCAAUACGAAAUUAUUUUUUAGUCAUGGAGGUGCAGGAAGUAUUCAUGAAUCCCUUUUUACUGGUACACCCAUGUUAGUAUUACCUAUUGGUGGUGAUCAGAUGGGUAAUGCUCAAAAAUUGAAAUCAGCUGGUGUAGCAUUAACAUUAAAUAAAUUUAAUUUGGAAGUUAAUGAUAUUAUAACCAAGAUAAAUUUCUUAUUAAAUGAUAAUGAUAUAAAGAAAAAUGUAGGGAGAAUGAAAGUUUUGGCCAAAAUUAAUAGUAAAAGAAAAUAUAGGGCUGCAGAUUUAAUUGAAUAUAUUUUACAUCGAGGUUCUUUUAAUCAAGAAUUAAAUGAAUUGAUUCCUGCCGAUAAAAGAAUGGGAUUUAUAAGAGGAAAUAAUUAUGAUGUUUAUGUAACUUUAUUAUGUAUCAUUCUUGGAUUUAAUGGAAUUAUUUUAUGGAUUACAUUUAAAUUAAUUAAGUUAUUUAUGAGAAUAAUUUUUCCUUAUUCUAAUCAAAAACCGAAAAGAGAAUAAUUUUUAAAAAAAAUUUUCUUAUAAAAU